This is a messenger RNA of Aricia agestis (brown argus), 2691 nucleotides long. Its product is annotated as metacaspase-2-like. The coding region runs from base 53 to 2674 and encodes 873 amino acids. The transcript is spliced from 7 exons. The record is from RefSeq and is a predicted model, not a curated record. NCBI's taxonomy places the organism in Eukaryota, Metazoa, Arthropoda, Insecta, Lepidoptera, Lycaenidae.
UAUCAUUAAUUAAUAAAAUAGCCAUAAAUAGGUAUUUUAUGAUGUAACUAAUAUGAAUCAAAACUAUGAGAAACACUUAUUACAAAAAUGUAUGGUCGCCGUUGCGUUCGCCAUUAUUAAAAGUAAGCCACUAGGUCGUUCUUUAGAAGAAUAUGUUAAUGAUGUGAAGAAUAAAUUGGAAUAUCGAGAAGAUUUAUCUGAAGACGUAUCUAUAUCUGAGAGUGAUUUUGGAAAUUGCGAUAAUGAAAUCAAUGACGUAAACAAUCUGGACAUUGAAACUGAAGCCAUUUUACCCGAAAACAAUAUUAGUGAUAAAGAUUUCCUUACAUUAGAUAGUAAUUUUAAUACACAAGCUAAUUCAAGGCAUAUUAACGAAAGCUUUGGGCCUGUGGAAGGCAUAAAUAGAAUUCAAAUCGAGAAUAUGUCUAUAUUGGUAGAUGUUAAUACCAUUAAAGAAAAUCAUCAUCAAGAACUUGUAAGAACGACAUCUAUAAAAGAAGUAUUAGAUAUAUUUAAGGAUAUAGAUAAAAUAAAUGAUAAUAAGAUUUUUAUCAGCACGUCCACUUCGAAGGCUCAUGCUCAGUCAACGCAAGAAUCCAAUUCACAAACGUCCUUAACCAAGGCUUCUACUGCGGAUAAUGAUAACACUUUUUGUUCAUUCGGAGACAAAGCAACUAACAGUAUUGACACUCAAAAUACAGAACUAUAUACUGUACAUGGAUACACUGAUAAUUAUACCCAUAUAAGUCAAAGUCAGGAUAUUGAUAUCGUCGUACCAAAAAAAUUGAUCCAAAAUCGCUAUAGUAAUAUUAAUGUUGGUGAUAAAAAAAAAAUCGAAAAGUUUGAACAUGUAUCUAAUGUUAGAAAUGGCGAUAACGUAUUCAAUAAUAUAAAUAACAUUACAAGAACGGAAGAUACUUUUUAUAAGAGUUAUAAUAAUGACGGAGAAUGUAACACAACAAUCAGUCGUUUAGAUACUCUACGUACUAACGAAGUUGUUGAUAGUAAGACUAAAAAAAUUAAAUUAUCAAAAAGUAGCGUAUCAAAAUCGUCAGAUGAGUACGGAUUUCUAUGUAUAGAUAAUAAUGAAAUAAAUAAUACCUCUCUUUUUAAUGAAAUAGAAAUAAAUAGUAACAUUUCUCUUAACGGCAACAAACCUAAAGAACGACCACUAGAAAAUCGACAUAAACUCCAGAAUGUUAACAAUGACUCGACAUUUUCAAGUACCUCGUUUCUUAAUGAUCUAGAAAUAAACAGUAACUCACAUCUUAGACCUUCUCCUAAAGAACGACCACUAGAAAGUCAACAUAAACUCCAGAAUGUUAACAAUCAAUUGACAUUUUCAAGUACCUCACUUCUCAAUGAUCUAGAAAUAAACAGUAACUCACUUCUUAGCAGCAACAAACCUAAAGAACGACCACUAGAAAAUCAAAAUAAAUUCCAGAAUGUUAAGAAUAAAUUGACAUUUUCAAAUACCUCGCUACUUAACGAAUUAGAAUUGAAUAGUAACUCACUUGUUGGCUGCAGUCAACCUAGAGAACGAAUACCGGAAUAUCAAAAUAGGAUUCAGUAUGUUGAAUUUGAUAUUGCGGCUGUUAACAUUGAGAACAAUUUUAAUUUGUCGGAUAAUCAAUUCACAUUUGCAUCUACUGAUCCAGAAAUUCAGCACAAAACCGAUUUGUUAAAAGACAGUACGGGAAAAGAUAAAGCUAAAGGGAAUGAUAAUAAUGCGAAGAGCGAUGGAGCUGCAAAUAAUUGUAAGUGUAGACAGCUAAGUUCAGGCUACGAAACGCAGUGUCCUAGCAGAAAUUUAGUAUUGGAUAGUCCGAAUGAAAUCGGACAAAGAUCAGACGCAGAAGAUCCAGAAGAAAUAGUCACAUUUAAAAUUCUUGAGGAAUUGAGCAGAGUCAAAAAUUAUUUGAAUAGGCAGGACAGAUUUAGUGAUAGUGGACGAAGUUCUCAAGGGUCUCAACUGUCAGGCGCUAAAAUCAACGAGUCCGGUUAUUGUUUAUUGAACUAUUUGGUGGAGUAUCCACUGAUCGAAAGAUCUUUGGAUAUAGUUGAAGAAGUUUCGCGGAUUUUAGGAGAACUUGUAGACAGGCUACAUGACUAUGAGAACUACCCCCAGUUUGUAGAUAAAAUCCUCGAGAAGACGCAGGAACUUGUUAACGACAUCUAUGAAGAAGAUCGUACAGAGGAUUUGUUCAAAAAGGAAGACCAGAUCAAUCGUCUGCUCCACCUGAACCGGUCGAUCAACGUGACCAAGUUCACGAUAGAGAAGAUGCUGCCCAUCCUCCAAGAGGUACACCUUCGGCUGCAGAGAAAGGAUUUCCUGGAGCUGGAGCUGGUGAAAACGGAGAACUUGUGCUACAUACUGCACACUCUAGAAGUGCUCUUGAAGAGAUACAAUGCGACUGCUUCAAGCCAGGCCAGCACGCAGCCAUCACAACAAUCACAAGAAGACGAAAAGAGCCUCAAGCGCAGCACGAUAACAGAGAUUUGGAGGAAGAGGUGGAAUUUGAGCAGGAGUGACGUAAGCGAAGGUAGUUUUAAGAAGAAAUGCGUCCUCACUCAGAUCAGUGAGGUACUGAACAAAAUGAUAGUGGAAGGCAUGGAGGGAUAUAGCCUGAUAUCGUUCCAGGCGCUACAGUGUUUCAACUUGUUGCAGUCUUAGAAUAAAAUUACUUAGUA